AUGAUAUCAUUAAGUAUGAUAUGUUAUUAUUUACCUUUUUUAUUAUUAAAUAUAGAAACACGUGAUCAUAAAAAAAUAAAAAAUUAUUUUGAAAAUUUAUCAAAUGAACUUUUCUAUGAAAUUUUUGAGUAUCUUAAUGGUUGUGAAUUAUAUAAAGCAUUUUCAAAUCUUAAUAUUCAUUUUCAUACAUUACUUCAAAGUCCAUCUCUUCAAUUUAAAAUUGAAUUUCGUUAUUAUUCAAAAGCUAUUCUACAAUAUUAUUCUGCUUAUAUUGUUGCUCAAAACAAAAUUCGAAUUAUUUCAUUUACUUUGAUUAAUUUUCAUCAUUAUAAUUCAUAUUUAAUAUUAAUUCAUCAUUUAAUCGACUUGAAUCAUUAA
This is a messenger RNA of Rotaria sp. Silwood1, 378 nucleotides long. NCBI's taxonomy places the organism in Eukaryota, Metazoa, Rotifera, Eurotatoria, Philodinida, Philodinidae. The record is from the annotation of a GenBank genome assembly.